Pseudophryne corroboree (corroboree frog) is the source of this 1890-nucleotide messenger RNA. RefSeq names its product VRK serine/threonine kinase 2 (gene VRK2). Lineage: Eukaryota; Metazoa; Chordata; Amphibia; Anura; Myobatrachidae. The record is from RefSeq and is a predicted model, not a curated record. Gene Ontology annotation, biological process: signal transduction; peptidyl-serine phosphorylation. Gene Ontology annotation, cellular component: cytoplasm; nucleus. Gene Ontology annotation, molecular function: ATP binding; protein serine/threonine kinase activity. The transcript is spliced from 14 exons. Bases 285 to 1784 code for a protein of 499 amino acids.
CCAUUGGGUGAUGAUCCCUUUGGUCAGAGAUCACAUGACGUGCAUGCUUUCGGCAUUUCCUCAAUGUGCAAGUUUGUUUCUGCAAGUGUGUGAUUUGUGGUUUUGUCUACGACUUUAGCUUUCACUUGGAAGUAGUGAUCCCGGGCUCUGCUGCUGGCAGUCUGCAGGCUGUGCAUGCAGAUGCAGUAAGCAAUACGUGAGCAGUGCUUCAGUGAGAUUCUGUAUACAACCUGUGAGUACUGGAUUUGUUUUGUGUUUGAAGUUGUGCUGGUAUUGUAAAAGUCAUGCCGCUAAGACGAAACAAGCUGCCGGAUCCUUUGCCAGAAGGUUUGAUACUAACAGACACAAACAAGAAAAGCUGGAAAUUGGGUAAAAUUAUUGGCCAAGGAGGCUUUGGUGUAAUAUACAUGGCUUCUCCUGACGUUGAUGUGCCAGGUGACGAUAAGGAUGCUUAUGGAAUUAAAGUGGAAUUCCAUCAAAAUGGACCAUUAUUCUGUGAACUGAAGUUUUACCAAAGAGCAGCAAAACAAGACGAUAUUAUGAAGUGGAUGAAUAAACGCAAACUAGAUUUUUUAGGAAUUCCUAGGUACUGGGGAUCAGGAGAAACUACCUUCAAUUCAGUAAGGUACAGAUUCAUGGUGAUAGAUCGGCUUGGUGUGGAUCUGCUGAAGUUGCAAAACAACAACAAUGGCAAAUUGCCGGUAGCAACAUCACUGCAAAUUGGAAUACGUAUGUUGGAUGUUCUAGAAUACAUACAUGAACAUGAGUAUGUGCAUGGCGAUAUCAAAGCAGCAAAUAUCCUCCUACACACUUUUGAUCCCAAAAAGGUUUAUCUUGCAGAUUAUGGACUUUCUUACCGAUACUGCCCCGAUGGGAUGCACAAAGAAUAUAAAGAAGACCCUAAAAGACGCCACAAUGGGACAAUUGAGUUUACCAGCUUAGAUGCUCACAAGGGGGCCACAACAUCCAGACGAGGGGACCUAGAAAUCCUUGCAUUCUGUAUACUGCAUUGGAUAGCUGGAAAAUUGCCCUGGCAUCCAAGUUUAAGGGACGCUUCCAAAAUUCAGGAUUCCAAAACAAAGUUUGUUAAUGACCUCCCAAAUUCGGUCAUUGAAUGGUUAGCUCAAGAAGACGGAUGCUAUGAACUAGCCGAGUUUAUGGUUGCAGUUUCCCAUUUAAAAUACAGUGAAAAGCCAGAUUAUGUAGCCCUGAAGAGAAUCCUGCUGAAGGUUCUGGAGUCUGCUGGAAAUAAUCUUAGUGCUCCACUAAUUUUUUCAAAUGCGAGAUCCAAUCCAAAAAUGUCUUCCACAGUUAAAAAGUCAGAGGUGCAGAAACAAAGACGAGAGAUGACGACUGCUGUAGAAGACAAAGGCAUCAAGACAGAAAGAUGUAACUCCCCAAAAUCACGUCACCUACAGAAGAUGCCAAAGAUUAAUUUAAAGAAACCAGAAGGAAAUGAUAUGACCACAAGCAAUGUCAAAUACGAUGCAGAUUUUCUUCAAGACGGUAUCUAUGAAGAAUCCAGUACGUUUUAUAAAAGAUCUCGUGUGGAUUUGUACCCAGAAUUAGUCAAUAUUAAAAAACCAACGGGAACAGUCAAUGUGAACUUUAUUCAGAAUUACAAAGGUCAUUUAGACAAAGAUGAAUGGUUUCAAGAUUAUGACUUGAAAGAAAGCCAAUCUUCAUAUGAACCUAAUAUUCAUCAUCAGGAUCGUCAAAGUUUAUAUAAAUAUGCUUUAGCUGUUCCAAUACUUUUGGUAAUGAUCUAUUGUUUAUUAUAUUAACUCCAUUCCAUUAUGUCAGAUGGCCAUCUUCUUAGCCAGUCAAAAUGUCUUAUUAGACAGCUUCAGCGUUAUAGGCUGGAAAUAAAAAUAUUUUGGUCAAUGAUGA